This is a messenger RNA of Rotaria sordida, 1578 nucleotides long. Lineage: Eukaryota; Metazoa; Rotifera; Eurotatoria; Philodinida; Philodinidae. The record is from the annotation of a GenBank genome assembly.
AUGUCUCGUAAAACACUAGCAACAAAUGGUAAUAAAGAUGUUGACGCUCCAUUUUUAUCAAGUAACCAUAAAGUAAUGCAAUAUUUACAAAGUUCGGCACAGUGUUCAACCAAUACUAAUAAUAAUUAUCAUAAUUGUAACAAUAAUAAUCCAUUAGUUGGUCAACACAAAACAUCUUCACAUGGACAUGAUAUAUUUUAUGUCAAAGAUUCAUCUAUGAACAAUAAUCAUAAUCAAUAUCAACAUCGUAUGCAUUCUUCUUCAGAAAAUACUCCAACACCAUCUACUAUUGAUACAUCAUCACGAUUUAGUUUCAGCUAUGGUUCUAGUCUUUCCGAUCCUGGUGGACACUGUAGUAUAUUGAGUUCAAAUACAUCAUCAUCUGGUAUAUGUAGUACAUUUUCUGAUGUUGGACAAGAAGAAGGUACAUCAACAUCAUCAGAAGAUCUUGAUUUUAACCUUGGCUUUGAUCAGAUUAGUGAUAAUGAUGAUAUUGAAGUAGCUAAUCUUGAUGAAAUUGAUGAAUAUGAUGAAUAUGAACAAAAUGAAGAAGAUAAUCAACGAAUCUCAAACAAAAAUAGUGAUGCAAUAACAUUACUCGAUUUUGGUGAUUCAAAUUCAGAUGCACAAAUUAAUGGAUUAGAAGGAUUUCUUCGUAAAUCUUAUAGUUCAGCAACUCUUAAUGGUAAUGUUGAAUUUAAUAAUGAUGAUACAAUAACAGAUAAUCAAAUAAAACAACAACAACAACAACAACAACAAUGUGUAUCAUUAUUACAUGAUUCAACAUAUACAUUGUGUUCACCAGAUCGUUUUUCAAUGUAUACUGAAAAUGAUGAUCAUGAAAAAGAUAAAGCAUUACAUACUAUAGGUACACGUUCCAAAUCAUUGGGUAUUACUUUAUUCGAUAGAAAAUCAGCUUUAUUGGAACAACCACCAAAAAAAGUUGUUCGUUUCGCCGAUGUGUUGGGUCUUGAUUUGGAAUCUAUUCGUUAUAUGACUCCACCAGAUCAAUCAGCAAACUCACUCAUUCAAGAAUGUAUUCGAAUAAAACUUGAACAAUUACGUCUAGCUAAAAGUCAAUCAAAUCUAUUGUCUUCAUCUCCAUGUCACUUUGAUCUUUCAAAUAUUCUCAAUCGAUCAUCUUCAUCUUCAUCUGUCAAUACUUCUAAAAAAUCAACAAAACAAUAUUGUUUAAUUUCAAAAUAUUUUACUUCUCCAACAAAUAUUAUUCCAUUAAUAUAUGAACGACAAGUAAUGCUUGAAUGUUUACAUACAAAAGAUUCAAUAGCAUAUGGAACAGUUCGUGUUCAUAAUCGUACUUAUGAAAAACGUGUUUUUGCUCGUAUAAGUGGAAAUGAUUGGGAAACAUUUCAAGAUAUUCAAGGAUGGCAUUCAAUGACUUACCCAAAUGAUAAUACAGAUACAUUUACAAUUGAAAUACGUUUAGAAAAAUAUGAUGAUGAUACCAAGGUUCCCAAACAAAUUUAUUUUGCUAUUUGUUUAGAAGCCAAUAAUCAAGAAUUUUGGGAUAAUAACCUUGGAUGGAAUUAUGUGUUAGAUGUAGUUGAAAGGCGAUAA